Molecule: messenger RNA, 1266 nt
Organism: Aegilops tauschii subsp. strangulata
Lineage: Eukaryota; Viridiplantae; Streptophyta; Magnoliopsida; Poales; Poaceae
Source: RefSeq, a predicted model, not a curated record
AUGCACCAAAUCAUUCUAUACAUGGGCCACGCCACCGCGUACCUCCUCCUGUACGUCGACGACAUCAUCCUGACUGCGUCCUCGCCAACGCUUCUUCAGCAGAUCACAGCUCGCCUCGGCACCGAGUUCGCCCUCAAGGACUUGGGGGCUCUUCACUACUUCCUCGGCAUCGAGGUAGUGCGCCGGGCUACUGGAUUCUUUCUGCACCAGCAGAAGUACGCCUAUGAGCUUCUGGAGCGCGCGGGCAUGCUUAAUUGCAAGCCUGCUUCCACGCCUGUCGAUACGAAGGCUAAGGUGUCCGCCGUCGAGGGCUCUCCGGCGUCCGACGCUCCCUUCUACCGCUCCAUCGUCGGUGCGCUUCAGUACCUCACACUGACGCGUCCGGACAUUCAGUAUGCUGGCCAGCAGGUGUGCCUUCACAUGCAUGCUCCUCGUGACACCCAUUGGGCUCUCGUGAAACGUAUACUUCGGUACAUACGUGGCACCACAGCCAUGGGUCUCACCCUGACGGCCUCGCCCGACACCAGCCUUGUCGCCUACUCCGACGCCGACUGGGCUGGGUGUCCUGACACUCGACGCUCCACUUCCGGCUACUGCGUCUACCUCGGGCCCUCUCUGAUUUCGUGGUCAUCUAAACGACAACCCACGGUCUCACGAUCGAGCGCCGAGGCCGAGUAUCGGGCCGUGGCCAACGCCGUCGUGGAGUGUUCCUGGCUACAACAGCUCCUCCAGGAGUUGCUAUGUGAGGUCACCAAGGCGACGUUCGUCUACUGUGAUAACGUCUCCGUGGUGUACCUUGCUGCCAACCCUGUCCAUCACCGACGGACGAAGCACAUCGAGCUCGACAUCCACUUCGUCCGGGAGCACGUCGCACUUGGUCGUGUUCGUGUUCUACAUGUGCCCACCGAUCAGCAGUUCGCCGAUGUGAUGACGAAGGGACUACCCACCUUGACUUUCGAGGGUUUUCGGUCCAGUCUUUGCGUCACCGGCGACGCUUCGACUGCGGGGGGUGUUGAACAUGUGUACAUCCUAUUCUUUAAUCUGUUCAAUUACAGAGUUUAUGAUUAUGUAAAUGGAGUAUGGGAUCUGAGAAGAAAAAAAAGGCGUGUGCCGGCAUCAACUGAAGCCAAUGCCGAGCUGGUUGAUAACCCAGCCCAUGGCGUCUGGGCUGCACAGGAGGCGCUCGUCCUCUCGGGCCUCCUGUCGAUGCUCGCUCCUGAAGUGCUAGCGAGGGUGGCGCUCCACACCUCACCGGCCACCGUCUAG